Molecule: messenger RNA, 2455 nt
Organism: Cokeromyces recurvatus
Lineage: Eukaryota; Fungi; Mucoromycota; Mucoromycetes; Mucorales; Mucoraceae
Exons: 2
Coding region: 27-2447 (806 amino acids)
Biological process (GO): regulation of DNA-templated transcription
Cellular component (GO): nucleus
Molecular function (GO): zinc ion binding; DNA-binding transcription factor activity, RNA polymerase II-specific
Source: RefSeq, a predicted model, not a curated record
UUUUUUUCUUUUUUUUUUUUUUUGAUAUGGCUAAAAGAAAAGUUAGUUGCUUACAGUGUCGAACAAAAAAAGUAAAAUGCGAUGGGGGAAAGCCAUGCAGUCGUUGCGAAAAGAGACAAAUAAAUUGUGUGUAUCAAGAGCAUAGAGCUGUUGGACGGCCACCUAAAAAUGCCGUUGUAAAUAAAUUAGCACUUUCACAAGUUGCCACAGGUGUUGAUAAUAAAUUAACAGCAAUCACAACAAAUUUAAAUACACGCUCAACCACUACUUUUUGUCGAGAAUUCAUUUUUGAAAAUGCAUCAGUUACAUCUUUAAUUCCUCCUUUGAAACAUUCCAACAGUGCAACUCAGUUCAAUCUUACUCAAUACAUAAAUAACAUCUUUUCGACCUAUUUUAUCAAUUCAACCUUGAAAAAAAGUCUUUUAGGAGAAAAUGACGAUUACCAACUCAUAACGUGCAACGAGUCUUCUUCUAAAUUUAGCAUGAGGAUUAAGAUAUUUGAUUUGACACAAAGCUUUAUUUGGUUCAGUGCUGAUAUUGCUGCUAUAUUGCUGAAACGCAUUUCAAAACUUCAUUUCCCUUUUUGUUCCAACUUGAAAUUUACAACUAUUCUUUAUAAAUAUGACCCUACCACUAGUUUUUUUGAACCCUCUUUAUACAAUUGCUACUUACAUUCAAUUAAUAAUCCGCUUAACUCAUUACCACCUCAGCAAGCUAUUAACCUAAUUGAAUGCUUUUUUUCAAUCGAUCCUUAUUCGAUCAUUGUAAACAAAACAAUACUCUUACAAUCGUAUUGGACAGAUACAGCUGAUCCAUUAUUGCUUUCAGUCAUUUAUGGUACGUCCCUAUACAAGUCACAAAUUUUAGAUGGGAAACCACUCGAGUUUUGGAAUGGACUGUAUAAAAAAGAUAGAAAUCCUUUCUUAGAGUACGCUUAUUAUUUGCUAUCAAAAAAUUCAGCUGAGGCAGCAUUAAGCAGCUAUCAAGCGAUUGUAUUAUUAGCUUUGUUUGAAGUUAAUUUUGGUUUUCCAAAAAGGGGUACAACACUUAUUGCUAUAUCCUAUUCUAUAGCAUCAAAAUUAGGAUUAUCUUUUGAUAGCAACACCACUACCCUAAGUACUAAUUUAAAUCCUGUUGAAAAAGAGUUACUUUUAGUUACUUUUUGGUCUGCUUUUGAACAUACAAUACGUGGAUCUGUUGAAUUUGAUAAAGUUCCAAGAGUAGUCACUUUUCAUCAUCAACCUUAUCCUCCACCUAAUAUCGAUUCAUCCAAGUCUUAUCAAUAUGAUAGAGAAAAUAACAAUCCAAGAACAUGUAAAAUGUAUGCUUAUAUAGUCGAGGCAUUCUACGUAAAAACAAUCAUAUCAAAAAUAACUUCUAAGCUAAUAUUGCAAAUACCGCAUAUACUAAAUACUACUACAGUCACAAAGUCAUCUUUUUCUAAACUUGAUAAGGAGGAAAGUUUUAUUGUCAUUGAAGAUGACCAAGGACAGGAUAUUACUAUUAAUAUGAUUGAAAAGAAAAUGAGGAAAGUACUUGAUGAGUUUCAAGAGUUGAUAGAAAAUAAUAGAAAAAAUAUAUCAAGCCUUCAAGCAUGUACUCUGGAGUUAUAUCAUUUAUAUUUUGGAAUAUGUCUUUUAUUCUUACGGGAUACUUUAUUGAAUCCUGAAAGGAAACGAAAGCAAGAUCCUUUUAACCUACAUGAGCAUCAUCUUCCUUCUACACUUGAUCUUACAGAUACAAAUCAUAUAUUAGCUAUAACAUCUGCUAUGCCAAAAGCUAUAGACGCAAUUGAAAAAUGUUUAUUAUUUUUAAGUGAUUCCACUAAUUAUCAAAAUCAACCUAGAUUCUUGCCAUACGGUAUCAUUUUGUAUACUCUAGAUGCUGCCUCGCAGGUACUGAUGCAUGCAUAUCAAUUGGAAAAAUCAGAAAAAAUUCAAUAUUACCUAAAAAUGGCCGAGAUAAUUUUAGAUAUGCCUUCUAUUUGGGAUAAUUGGAAGACUAUAACUAUACCAUUACAAACUACUAUCCAUUCUUUCUUGAAGGAAAACUACCCUGCAUUUACUUUUGAAAAUAUAAGUAGUAGUUAUACUUUUGAUGAGAAGUAUUUUAAUAUUCCUCCUCCUAUGAUGAUAAAUGACAUUACAAGCCAAUAUGUAGAUCCGAAAAUAACAACGACUUAUCUCAUGACAUCAUUGUUACAACAACAACAAAAGGAAGAAGAAGAAAAAGAAAAAGGAGCAACAGAAUUAUUACAAUCAUCUAUAGAAAGUUGUUCUUAUUACAAUUCUUGGAUAACUAAUAACAGUGAGUAUUGGAUUCAAGAUAUAAAUAAUAUUCCUAUUGUAACGACAUCACUAGAGUUACAACAACAACAGCAGCAGCAACAGCUAUCAUUAUUUGAUUAUACCAAUAGUGCUGCUGUAAAUCUUAAUGACAAGCUUUAAUAUAUGCG